Phyllopteryx taeniolatus (common seadragon) is the source of this 4232-nucleotide messenger RNA. RefSeq names its product testis and ovary specific TOPAZ 1 (gene topaz1). The transcript is spliced from 20 exons. Gene Ontology annotation, biological process: spermatid development; spermatocyte division. The record is from RefSeq and is a predicted model, not a curated record. The coding region runs from base 139 to 4047 and encodes 1302 amino acids. NCBI's taxonomy places the organism in Eukaryota, Metazoa, Chordata, Actinopteri, Syngnathiformes, Syngnathidae.
CAUUGCGCAUGCGCUGCGUGGCCACCACACCUUGGAUAGACUCAACCGUUAAUGGCCGGCCGUCGUUAAUCAACACGCACCCUUUGCAGGCGCUUACCGUUUUAGCCCAAGUGAGGAGUACCAACGAGAGGCCACUGAAUGAUGUCCUCGAACAGGGUCAAACUCAACCGAACCAGGGUGAAGGACGUCACCUGCCUCAACCUUGUGACCCGGCGGAGAGUGCAACCCGAACAAAACUUUCCCCGAUUCCUGUCAGAAUAUGAACGCGACAGGACCUUGAUAAUGGAGCCGAGCACCGGCCGGGAGAAGCCGGACGCCACGGCCAGCAGUGCCCGAGGCCUUUGGGUCAAUGGUAGGAGCAGAGGUGACCCCGGUGCUUGCCUAGGGAUGUCGGUGUCGUUGAUCCCCAGGCGGCGGCGUGUGUUUAUGACAGAUUUUGAUGGAAACGUGAAUCCAAUCUCUACCUCCCUCACUGGUUCAGAAGGCUCUUUGAGAAGAAUUGUUCAAACCUCUGGCUGUGGUCGCUGUAGUGACUGUAAGUUAAUUUCUCCUCAGAGGAGGACACUGGCCAAGCAAGUGGAAAAAAACAUUGAUCAUUGCCCAGAACACCACAAAGCCACUCAAGCACUUAAGGAAGACCUCUACCCAAAAGUCAACCUCUGUGAUGUUGUCUUAAACGCUGAUGCAAGUUGCCAUGAUUGUGGCUUUGUGCUACCAAAUGUUCUCAAGACUGAAACUGUGCAUUGCUUCAAACAGGACAUGAUAGCUGCUGGAUUUCAGCUCAGGCCCUGUUGUUCAGGGCACCACAAAAAUGGAAGCGAGGAGGACCAAAAUGUUAUUUCGGGUCCAAGAUUGCAAUUAUACGAAGACGGAGAUAACUUAAUUAACCCUACCACUCGUCCGUUCUUCAAGGGGUGUAAGAAUGAUUAUGUCUCUGCAACCUGGUCGGCUUCCACGUUGACUGGAAACCCUACAGGAGAGCAUGGCGUUGAGUCCGACCCUCGAAAGGAAUGUGACGCCACAUUAACGGAGAUACAUGGGGACAAAAUAAAUAACAUUGAUUAUAUUAAGACUGACACUCUGAAACUCAUUCCAGACCUGGAAAUCAUGAAACACAACAGAUUUUUAAAUGAGGAGGAAAAAAGUUGCAGGACUUUGAACAAUCAUAGUCAGUCGCUUGCAGAGCUGAAAGUUUGGACAUGCAACACCUUCAGUGUCAAGGUGAAAGAUAAUUGUGUCCCUGAGGAAUCUUGCGAAGUGAGAGACGGUGCUCAAACUCCGGAGGAGACCUCAGGAUUGUUCGAUGAUGACCCAGCGUCAUUCUCCUGCCAGAGGGUGAGGGUCCAUUUUAAAGAAAAAAAAGAUUCCUGUGCACGCACAUACAUAACCUGGCACAGCAAGUGGCAAAUUGUGAAUGGAUUGAUAAACCUGGAAAACUACACAAAUGAUCUUGCACAAACAGAUGUAAUGCCAUCUGCUCCUCUCGCAUCAGUUGAACCUUCGUCUUCCGGCAGAAGCGGUGAUCUAAAUGAUAGCUAUGACACUGGGCGUUUGGAAGGAACUGAUGAAGAAGUCAAUGAGGUACAAGUUAAAUCGGAUCAACAGGUGGAGCAGACGACGAGCCUGGAUGGUUCGGCAGUUCUCGCCAAAGCCACCUCUUCCCCCAGCACUUUAGAUGAUGAUGGUGAAGCAUGCAAUUGUGAGGGUCCGCCAUCUUCUGCUAGUGAACCAGGCUCAAGUUCAUCCGAGCUAGCAGAUGAUGAUGAUGAUAAUGAUGAUGAUGGCUGUCCAAGUAAAAGUGGGGCAGGUGGAGACGCUCACUUGUGCAUUUUGGAUGAGUUCACGGCAUAUCAACGUGAUAUCCUACUUGUUAAUGUAAAUCAGGAUGACUCAGAUCUCUUUGGCAACCUACCCCAGGAGAGUCUGCUGAAACUGGGUCCCAACAGAGUUCAUGAAGACCCAAAGACUUUGGUGACAUAUGGAGUGUCACAGACUUUAAAACCGAGUUUGACCCCAGUUAAUAUAAAUCUUCAGUGCACCAGUCCAGAUGACGAGGAGAACUCAGGCAGGCCCUGGAGACCUAAGAAAGGCAGUAGCUCUCCCAAAAGCCAGAGCAACAUAUUCAUGGGUAAAUCUAAUGCCAGCAGCAAUACAAGCAGAGGCUUUCUGGAAAGGCAUGUGCACAUUCAGGCAGUGAAUGAACUGCAUAACUCUGUCCCUUCACCUUGGACAGUGAGAAAUGGUCCAUCGAUGCCAAACCCUGCAAACAACACUGAACCUAGGUGUCAGAAAUUUAAUUCUUACUGCAGGCUGUUCUUCAGUGAAUCGCAGUCCUGUGGCUACAAGAAGUGCCGCUUCCUGCAUGUGCCGAUGGAGGGUGACGAGAAGUUCUGUGUCAACACUGUGGCAUGCUUCACCAAAAAUCCAAUGUGCCUCCAAAAAGCAGGAGCUUUGUUCACAAGCUACUACCAAAACAACCCCCCGGGAACGUUUUUCUCCAUGCCAGUGUUUCUGUCACUCCUCUGGGCUCUGCUCAAAGCAGGCAUCAUGUGUGAUGUCUUGUCAGUACUCGGAGUCAGCUUGGCUCACAAGAUAGUGCCGACUCAUGAGUUCCUGCUUGCCCUUUUCACCUUUGUAAGAGUGAAAGGCUUCAUUAGUGUUGUACCUUGCCUUAUUCAACUCACUUACAAGAUGGCCAAUGAAAAUUUAAUGCUGAGCGUGGGUUGCUUUGACUGUGUUAAAAACACUCCUGAAUUCCAGAAGAUAAUUCAUGCAAAUAUGCCUGCUAAACAAAGAUUAUUUGUUUCCACCAGUCUGCCCAUUUCAGACUCCUUGUACUUGGCUCAUGUCAUUGUGGAGAUAGAGCUUUGUGCAAAGCAAGAGGACUGGCGCCUCAUGGGCGAGGCAUUUCGCUCUAUUUGCACACCGAGCCAACAUCCGGGCCAACUGGAGCGCCUCAGCGGGCAGAUUGCUGUUGCGCUUCUAUCCGAGAGCAAAGAUACGCUUUCUGUGCCGUUUGAGCCAUUCGCUCAGACAAUUUGUCACAAUGAGGACCCAAACUCGCUGUUGAUUAGUUUCUUUGGGAGAAUUGGAGUCUCACUCAUGCUGAGAUACCAUAAAACUCAACAGUGGGCCAAGGGUCGGAGGGUGGUUGAGGUGCUGUCCCAAUCGAAGGUCAACUACUCGAUGCUGAAAGGUUUGUUCGGGAAUGAGGACAGAGGGUCACGCUGCCACCUCAUCACCGUGGCAGCAGAGCACUUCCUCUUCAGCGGCAGCCUGGAAGGAGCUCUCAAAACUCUCCAAGAGAACAAAUGGUUCGUGAGUUCAAGCGCGUGGCCGAGUCAGCAUUCUGACCUGGAGAGUAGAAGCCGUGUGCUCAUGCAUCUGGCUGCAAAAGCCUCACACAGAGAUGCUUUGGAGGUCCUGUGUAAUCUUCCAGGAAUACAAGAGCCCAAUGACCAGGUUGACAUCACUAAGUACAUCCCGCUGUUUAAUGCUCACCUCCAAGUGUGCGUGGACAGAAUGAUGCUUCCUGUAGCCUCAAACACGGUGGACUUCAUGCUCUCUAGAAAGCUGCCAGUAGAAGGCGCUGUGCUGCAGACGCUUUUACACCGGCUGGGGAAACAGAACCACUGGCUUCGUGCACGAGAAGUCUUCAGACACUCUCUAACUGCCGGCUAUUACCCAGCCGUAUCGGCCCCCGCUGGGUCCAUGGCACUGAUUGUCCCCAGUCGACUGGGGGAGGUGGAACUAGCGCUCACAUUUGAGAUGUUAAUCACUGUCAAUGCGUCACACAUACUCCCCCUUUCUGAAACGACAACCUCCUCCGUCAGCAUCACCCUAAAAAGGAGUCAGGAGAGCGAGAGGGAGUACCUCUCGGCUGGUAGCCGCCUGCUCUCCGCGGCGCUCAUCCCUCAGCCCAAACUGGUGGUCCACUACACGACUGUGAACUCCUCACAGGAACAAGUCUUCACGCUCUGCAUCGUCUCGGCCCGAUGCUGGCUGCGGAGCAAUCUAAUCUGGGCGAACGAGUUGUGGAAUACAUAAAUUUAUAAAAUAAGAUGUAUUAAAAAAAAAAAAAAAAAAAAGUGUAACCAAGUAAAUGCAAAUGUUACAUUUUUGAAAAUGUGACUUAUUGUAUGAGUGAUGAAAAAUUGUAGUUGCCAGUUUAAAUACUGUGCUUGUAUAUUUUUGUUUAUAGUGUUUUUAUUAAAUGUUCUGCUUUAAAUGUU